Messenger RNA from Acipenser ruthenus (sterlet), 3524 nucleotides. It is a transcript of the gene man2b1, whose product is annotated as mannosidase, alpha, class 2B, member 1. Gene Ontology annotation, cellular component: lysosome. The transcript is spliced from 24 exons. Gene Ontology annotation, biological process: mannose metabolic process. The record is from RefSeq and is a predicted model, not a curated record. NCBI's taxonomy places the organism in Eukaryota, Metazoa, Chordata, Actinopteri, Acipenseriformes, Acipenseridae. Gene Ontology annotation, molecular function: alpha-mannosidase activity; carbohydrate binding. Bases 48 to 3011 code for a protein of 987 amino acids.
GUGAUGCGGAGAGUCCCGUGUUGUCACAUGACUCUUCGUUUCAGGCGAUGGCGGUCGCUGUUCUGAGCGCGGCGGUGUUUCUGUCUCUUUGCGCCGGGAGCCUGACGUUCCCGACCGGGUCACGUCGGAGCCAGCGCCCCUCCUGCGGGUACGAGGCUUGUCACGAUACCAAGGCGGGCGUCCUGAACGUGCAUCUGGUCCCGCACACGCACGAUGACGUGGGCUGGCUGAAGACUGUGGACCAGUAUUACUAUGGAGCCCGCAAUGAGAUCCAGCAUGCCGGAGUGCAGUACAUCCUGGACUCUGUGGUCCGGCAGCUGCUGUCAGACCCGACUAAGCGAUUCAUCUACGUGGAGAUCGCCUUCUUCGCACGCUGGUGGCAGCAGCAGAGCGAAGACAUGAGGAGUGCAGUCCGGCAGCUCGUCAACCAGGGGCGUCUGGAGUUCAUCAAUGGCGGCUGGAGCAUGAACGACGAGGCCACGACUCACUACAGCGCCAUCAUCGACCAGAUGAGCCUCGGACUGCGCUUCCUGAACGAAACGUUUGGCGAGUGCGGGCGCCCCCGCGUGGCCUGGCACAUCGACCCCUUCGGACACUCCCGGGAGCAGGCAUCCCUCUUCGCACAGAUGGGUUUCGAUGGCUUCUUCUUCGGGCGUCUGGACUAUCAGGACAAGCGGGCCCGCCUGCAGAGCAGGGAGAUGGAGAUGCUGUGGAGAGCGAGCGCCAACCUGAAGCCUCCCGCAGGGGACCUCUUCACAGGCGUGCUCCCGAACGGCUACAACCCCCCCGAUGGGUUCUGCUGGGACCAGUCCUGCAUAGACACGCCCAUCAUGGACGACAAGACAAUGGAGGAUUACAAUGUGGACAAAAUCGUGCAGAGAUUCAAUGAGACCGCACACGCUCAGGCCUCUCACUACCGGACGAAUCACAUCAUCAUGACGAUGGGCUCAGACUUCCAGUAUGAGAACGCCAACCUGUGGUACAAGAACCUGGACAAGCUGAUCCACCACGUCAACCUGCAGACCAGCGAGACCAACGUGCACGCGCUCUACUCCACUCCCUCCUGCUACCUGAAGGAGCUCCACAACGCCAACAUCAGCUGGUCGAUGAAGUAUGAUGAUUUCUUCCCCUACGCAGACAAUGCCCACAACUUCUGGACGGGGUAUUUCACCAGCCGCCCCGCCCUGAAACGAUACGAGCGACUCAGCAACAACUUCCUGCAGGUCUGCAGUCAGUUGGAGGUGUUGGGAGGCAAAGUGUCCAGGGAUGGACCCUACGGCAAAGCAGACAGCGAUACCCUCAAGAGGGCGAUGGCCGUGGCCCAGCAUCACGACGCGGUGUCUGGGACGGAGAAGCAGCACGUAGCAGACGACUAUGCGAGGAGACUGUCCCAGGGCUGGGACCAGUGCGAGAUCCUGGUGGCUAACGCCAUGUCGGCUCUGACUGGGAGUCAGGGGCCUGUCGUGUUCUGUGAGAAUCUCAACAUCAGCGUGUGCCCCACGUCGGAGUCCUCCCAGAAGUUCUCGGUCACCCUGUAUAACCCGCUGGCUCGCAGGGUGAGCUGGCCAGUGCGGCUCCCAGUCAACGGCUCCCAGUUCAGUGUGACGGACUCGUCCGGGCAGCCUGUCGACAGUGAGGUGGUCCCUGUGUCGAACGCCACGCGGGCAGUGCGCCGGGACCGCGGGUACUCUGUUAACGAGCUCGUCUUCCUCUCCUCCCUCCCUGAACUCGGAUUCACCACCUACACCGUGUCCAGGACGGCGCAGAACAACAAUCAAGCCACCGGGGGGCACCAGAGCAAGCGGGACGCGGCAAUGAGCAUCCAGAACGAAUUCUUCAGGGUGAACUUUGACCCACAGACCGGCCUGCUGAGUGAGAUCCAGAGUCUGGAUAGGAAGAGGACCCUGCCAAUCAAACAGAACUUCUACUGGUACAACGCCAGCACAGGGAAUGGCGAGAGCUCACAGACCUCUGGAGCCUACAUCUUCAGACCCAACUCCUCUGAGCCAGUCCCUAUCAGCACCACCGCCCAGACCUACACUGUGCAGAACGCGCUGGUACAGGAGGUGUAUCAGAACUUCAGCGCCUGGUGCUCUCAGGUGGUGCGUCUCUAUCGGGCCCAGAACGUCCUGGAGCUGGAGUGGACAGUGGGGCCCAUUCCCGUGGGGGACGGUCUGGGGAAGGAGAUCAUCACUCGCUUCGACACUCCCUUGAAGACGGCCGGACUGUUCUACACUGACUCCAACGGGAGGGAGAUCCUGGAGAGGAGGAGGAACUUUCGCCCCACCUGGACCCUGAAGCAGACGGAGCCCGUAGCCGGAAACUACUACCCAGUGAACAGUCGCAUCUACAUCAAGGACUCAGACACUCAGCUCACCCUCCUGACUGAUCGCUCCAUGGGAGGCAGCAGCAUCCAGGACGGCUCUGUGGAGCUCAUGCUGCACCGCCGUCUCCUGCUGGAUGAUUUCCGGGGUGUGGGGGAGCCCCUCUCCGAGCCGGGAGAUUACUACGACGGGCUGGUGGUGCGCGGCCGGCUGCUCGUCUUCCUGUCCCCCCCGGAGGCUGCGGCAGAGCUGCACCGCCCCCAAGCGCAGCAGGAGUACCUGCAGCCGCAGAUCCUCCUGCACCCAGGGGGCACCAAGCAGGAGUUCUCUGCAGUGCUCAGCGCUCUCCCUCUCAAUGUUCACCUCCUCACGCUGGCUCAGUGGGACGCUGACGCUGUGCUGCUGAGGCUGGAGCACCAGUUUGAGAAGAAGGAGAGCAGCACCUACUCCCUGCCCGCCACUGUGGACCUGCAGAAAGUCUUCUCUCGGUUCAGCAUUGAAGGACUGAGGGAGCUGACUCUGGGAGCCAAUCAGUGGAGAGAUGAGAUAUCCAGACUGGCCUGGAGGACCUCCGGAGGCUGGUCUCGUCCGGAGAGCUGGUCAGCUGACCCUGCGGACCCCCCCACUCUGGUCACUCUGCAGCCCAUGGAGAUCCGCACCUUCCUGCUCAAGAUCCGGCUCCACUAAUUAAUAAUCAAUAAUCAAUAAUCAGCAAUCAAUACCCGACGAACUGGCUGUGCCGGGGGGAGACAGGCACCCUCCACACACAGUGUUUGAUUCAGGGAAUGAAGAUCAUUUCUAUAAACAUGUGAAGAUCAUUUCUAUAAACAUGUGAAGAUCAUUUCUAUAUGUUUUUUCAGUAUAUUGGAAAGCUGCGCAGCGCUGUGUAAUUCAAUAUGUUAACGUCACGUUAUUCAGCAGCUUUCAUUGGACUCUGGGAAGCACAAGGAGUUUGUUCUAUAGGACGAUGCAAUGCUUUUGCCCGUAGCUGCAGGUUAUUGUAACACACAGACACACUCAGGGAAUGGGCAGCCCAGCAUAGCAAUCCUGUCCAGCUUCAAACACAAGAUUCAGGGUUCUAGCUGUGGGUUCACACACCUCACUCGCUCUCUCUCUCUCUCUCCCGCUCUCUCUCUCAGUACGUGCCUUUUGAUUUGUAAGAGUUUUUGUUUUUUUGAAAUAAAUGCCUGAAUGAAUGAA